Mycetomoellerius zeteki is the source of this 3729-nucleotide messenger RNA. It is a transcript of the gene Fatp1, whose product is annotated as Fatty acid transport protein 1. Lineage: Eukaryota; Metazoa; Arthropoda; Insecta; Hymenoptera; Formicidae. The record is from RefSeq and is a predicted model, not a curated record. Gene Ontology annotation, molecular function: long-chain fatty acid-CoA ligase activity; long-chain fatty acid transmembrane transporter activity. Gene Ontology annotation, cellular component: endoplasmic reticulum membrane; plasma membrane. The transcript has 16 exons. Gene Ontology annotation, biological process: long-chain fatty acid import into cell; long-chain fatty acid metabolic process. Bases 111 to 3395 code for a protein of 1094 amino acids.
CAAACACAUUGGGAAGUCUUCGUGAAUGAUUUUUCAUUAAAAUUUGAAAUAUUUCUCAUUUAACUUGUAAAUUAUGAUCUUUCGUCUGAGCGAAACCACAUGAUCGCAGUAUGGCGAAAAUUGAUAUUGACGUAAAUCGUGUAUCUUUUCCUUCUACGAGGUUUACAUUGGACGAAUGGCAUCUCAAUAAUCAGUUCAGAUAUCGAUGUUCCGAGGCACAACAAGAAUUAUCGGAUCGGCUCUUAGCCGAGGCGACGCUUGCAUGUGAUUCUGCCAAGGAAAUCGUAAAAGCUAAUAAGGAGGAGACAGAUCAUCGACUGUUAGAAAAACUCAAUGACAUUGAAUUUCGCAAAGGAGAAUUGCUGCUUAUAAGAAAGGACACUGCUCUGGAAAUCGAUGCGUUGUCCGUAUACAAAGAACGAAUUACAGAUGUACUGAAGUCCGUAAAAAGAAACGCUCUUGCAAUUUGCGGAAAAUGUCUCAUUGCUAGAGAAUGCAGAUUGAGCAUUGACUUGGUUUACGAUGAUGUUGAAAUGAAUCUAUUGAAAGAGCGUGAGGUAAUACAAGGAGCAGAAAAUCUGUUGGAUCGAAUAUUAAAAAAAACUUGCGAACAAAUCCGUAAAUUGAAAGCCACAUUAUAUCGUAUCGAUCAUGAUCUCGAAAAUAAGGAAAACAAUUUACAUAUCGAUCGUCGCAACGUAACUUUAAAAGAAACUGAUUUCAAUCUGAGUAUUUACCACGGUACUUCGCCUCUUGACAAGUCGGUAGUAAUGUUAAAUGAAUGGGAACUGCAAACGAACAACAAUGUUAUUGAUGCAAAUAAGGAAAUGAAUAGCUCAAAGCAAUUGCGCUGUUACAUCGAUACGAUAAUUAAGCAAACGAUUGAUGAAUUAAAUAACCAGAAGAAUGUUACAAAUGAAGCUUUCCGACAACGUAUUGAACAGACUCGAGAAGCCAAAACGAAACUGGAACUCCAGCACUCGGAGAUAAUAAAACAAGUUACCGUGAUGUCAAGCAAUAUCACACACUUAAAGAAGUCGAUAGCUGAAAAAGAAGGAUUUAUGGCUUUGGCUCAUACAAGACUAGGACGUCGAUGUCAACGUCCAGGAAUUGAACAUAUUCAGGAUUUAGUUCAGGUCAAUCUCGUAAAGGAGAUACACGAGUUACGAAAUGUCGUGGCAAAUCUACAGCGAAUGCUUUACGAGGAUAUCGAGCGCGGCGAGACCCGGUUCGUAGGAGUAUCCUCGGUGUCGGCGUCGACGUCGGCGUCGGUCUCGGCGUUGGCAUCGGCGCCGACACCGCUACAUGAGACCAGCGCCAAUAGAUGUGAUGUCUCGAGGGCAACGUCCGGAGUGGGGCACAUAGCGAACGCACCAUCAGGUACGCGUCAGGACGCCCAGACAACACGUGCCAGCGCGAGCGCGGCAUUGAGAUCAGAGCGGGAUCUUAACGCGAGUACAAGUCGUUGGAAGACGGUCGGCCGGUUUCUGCGACGUCUCACUCUCAUUAUGUUGCUACUGGUAGCCGCGGUUGGAGCUUUAGCCGUAAUAGUCAUCUACAUGGGUUCGGUUUAUCUCGUGCAAUUGCUCAUAGUGAUCUCCGUUGCCUACUUUGUCGCCGGUGGCCGCAUGAGAUGGUUCUAUGUUGCCUUAAGGACAAUACCAAGAGAUUGCAAAGGAUUAAUAGGAUAUGUUAGAAUGUUGUGGUCAGUACAUGGCCAUGGAAAGAAAAACAGAAACGUUGCCGAUAUAUUUAGACAACAUGUCAAUCGUCAUCCUAAUAAAAUCUGCUUUAUAUUUGAAGAUCAAGAAUGGACUUUUCAACAGAUAGAAGAUUUUAGUAACAAAAUUGCAACGAUAUUUAAAACACAUGGUUAUAAAAAAGGAGACACAGUUGCUUUACUGUUGGAGAAUCGACCGGAAUUUAUUGCGAUUUGGUUAGGUUUGAAUAAACUUGGUGUGAUAACUGCUCUCAUUAAUACCAAUUUGCGUAAGAGCAGUCUUUUGCAUUGUAUCAAUAUUGCAAAGUGUCAAGCACUUAUAUAUGGCACCGAGUUUUUUGACGCUGUGACAGACAUUGCCUCAUCAUUAGAUGCUAAAUUAACGUUAUACAGAUUCGGAAAUCACCCGAAUGCAAUGUCAAUCGGAUUAAAAGAGAAAGAUUUGAAUACCUUGUUGUUGGACACACCCGCUGCACCACCGGGAGUACAAGAAAAAAGUGGUUAUCACGACAAACUCUUGUACAUUUACACUAGUGGUACUACAGGUCUUCCCAAGGCGGCUGUUAUUACAAACUCAAGAUAUAUCUUUAUCACGAGUUCAGUGCAUUAUAUGGGAAUUUUGCGUGAUUCUGAUAGAAUAUAUACACCUUUGCCUUUAUAUCAUACAGCGGGUGGAAUAAUGGCUGUGGGGCUAGCCUUAGUAUACGGACAUACGACAGUGAUUAGGAAGAAGUUUAGUGCUAGCGCAUAUUUUGCUGACUGUACUAAAUACAAAUGCACUGUUGGUCAAUACAUAGGGGAAAUGUGUCGUUAUAUUUUGGCAGUUCCAUCUAAAAAAGAGGACCAGGAACAUAAUAUUAGAAUAAUUUUCGGCAACGGAUUAAGACCGCAGAUAUGGGGCGAAUUUGUAAAACGAUUCAAAAUUUCACAAGUGCUCGAAUUUUACGGUGCAACUGAAGGCAAUGCUAAUGUCAUGAACAUUGACAACAAAAUGGGAGCAAUAGGUUUUUUUUCAAGAAUUAUACCAUCUGUAUAUCCUGUGUCUCUGAUUAAAGUAGAUGAGGAUGGAGAACCUAUACGUAACUCUAAAGGAUUGUGUCAAGUCUGUGAACCAAAUGAACCUGGUGCGUUUAUUGGAAAGAUCUCACCAAAUAAUCCAACCAGGGCAUUUUUAGGAUACGUGGAUAAAAAAGCAUCUGAGAAAAAAGUAAUUCAUAAUGUUUUCAUAAAAGGUGAUUCUGCCUUUUUAUCAGGGGACAUUCUUGUUGCCGAUGAAUGGGGCUAUUUGUAUUUCAAGGACAGAACGGGAGACACAUUUAGAUGGAAAGGAGAAAAUGUAUCGACUUCCGAAAUUGAAGGAAUAAUUAGUAAUUUUAUCAGUUAUCGAGACUGCAUAGUAUAUGGUGUGGAGGUAAAAGGUACUGAAGGCAGAGCAGUUUUUUCCGCCGACAUUAAAGAACAAUUACCUGCUUACGCUAGGCCGCAAUUUGUCAGAAUUCUGACGAAAAUUGAUCUCACAGGAACAUUCAAACUAAAGAAGAAAGAUCUCCAGGAGGAAGGAUAUAAUCCGCACAAAGUUCAAGACAAACUAUAUUAUUUAAAUGCAAAGCUCGGUUAUCAGUUACUAACAUCAGAAGUUUUUGAUCAAAUUCAACAAGGAAAAAUCAAGUUUUAAUUGAUAUUUUCUAAACAAAUACAAACUACAUAUGACAAUGAUAUAUUUUACAAAGCACUAUGUAUACAUAGACAAUUAUUACGAAUGAAUCUCAGAGACCUGAUUAACUUAAAAAGCAAAGCGACUAUGAUAUCCCAGCAAUCAAGCGGAAUUAUAUUGCAUCAGUGCAUUUUCAGUGGGUUAUUAUUUACAAAUAGUCGUACUUGUUCAAGCUUUUUUCCGUUUAUUGAAUUUACAAACACGGUAUGGUGACAAUAUAUUCAUAGAAAUUGAAGGGAUCUGUUAAAUAAUAUGACAAGAGGUGGAUGUUAUAAGAAGUUAGAAUUUAGUUAGA